AUGAACUGGAGGUGCCAGCCGCGCCUGCCGUAUGCUGCAAUGGCCGUGGUGGGCAGGCAGCCUGUACCUGCGCCGAGAUGGAGGCACUUGGGAAAUGGGGGAAAGAUCGUGAGUCAGAAGGAAGCUCGGGUGGGUGAAGAAGCAGAGAUGGAGGAGGGUGAAGUGAGAGACACGGGAAAGACAGGUGAG
Messenger RNA from Xyrichtys novacula (pearly razorfish), 189 nucleotides. The record is from the annotation of a GenBank genome assembly. NCBI's taxonomy places the organism in Eukaryota, Metazoa, Chordata, Actinopteri, Labriformes, Labridae.